AUGUCACGAAACGAUGAGUCCAGUCGGCCACGGCUGAAUUCGAAGGCCUCUAAAAAGGCUUCAACCAAUGAUCUACGGCAGCAGUUCUCGGAUCUACAGCAUAUUUUUGGUGUUGGCAAGAAAGAGAAUGUGAUGCCCAAUGAGAUUGUGUAUCCACCUUUGCCUCAGAAUGCGGAAAUGCCCGCAACGUUUAUGAAGAAACAGAGAUCAAGAAACUCGGAGAGCUCUGAGAACCAACUGGCUUCGCACCGCGCAUCUGCCUUACCCGCUGCUCCUGCUAAAAGUAUGAAUUUUCUCUCUGAUUUGAGUGACAAUCUACUUGUGGAGUGUCGAAAGCUCACUGCGGAAAACAAGAAGCUUAAACAAGACUACGAAGAUAAGGGUAGGGAAAUCGAGGUUAUGGCCACUCAGAUUAGUAAUAUUACAUUGCUCAACAAGAAGCUGAGCGAGCAGGAGGAAAAGCUCAAGGACGAUGCCUGGGAGCUGCAGGCCGAACUCCAAAGGCUUCGUGAUGAUAUGGGCCAGAGGACUUCGGAAAUGAGUAAACUGUCGCGUGGUAAGCUGGAAAAUGAUAGUGAACUUCAAAAUCUAAGAAAUCAGGUCGAAGAAUAUAGGCUGAGCCAUGAUGGACUUAAGCAUGAAAUGCAGUCUGCUAGUCAGAGACUAGAACUUGAAAUCAAGGAGUUGAAACAGCGAAACAUCGAUUUGAACGAAGAGAAUGAAGAGCUUCACAACAAGGUUGUUCGGUUAAACGAUGACUUAAAGAUCUCCAAGGAAACAUCGCAAACCCCAGGGAGAUGGGCAGGUGUGCCGAAACUCGCUCCUGACUCUUCUUUCGAGGACAGCGGCGAUUUCGACGAUGAUUACGCAUUGCUUACUGAGCCUCCAUCAUCUCCGGUGAAACAGGUGCAAGGCAGAAACUUUGAGCUCGAAAAGGAGACCGUUCAGGCUAAUUUGGUGCAUGCUAAUAAGCUUAUUUCCAAGCUUAGGAGCUCUGCGUUAAAGUACAAAAACGAGAGAGAUCAGUUGAAACGACAGUUCAAAGAAAGACCCGCCGUCGCCAAUACCAAAGUGAAACCAGUGCACAUUACUAAGGACUCUCGUAAACGUGGACAACCAGGAAUACUGUCCAAAUUGGGCAACAAAUCUCACACUUCCUACGAAACAUCCCAGACAGAUGAGGGUGAUGACAGCUGGGAGAACUAUGACAUUUCCACUGCCACAAGAAGCACUUUUGAGAAAGUUAAAUCUGCAAGCACUUCAAAGUCAGAGAGAGAUCUUCCUGAUAGCGACUCCAACUCGGAUUCGGACCUUCCAGGAAUGAUACUGGCUGAUGAAAUCAGUGAUUUGUCUGAUGUUGAAGAUGACCUUCAAUUAUCGGUACUGGAUCAGAAGGCUGUCGAGCAAUAUGCUUCUGACCAUGGUUUAGUGAUUCUGCCAUAUGAUGAGUUUAAGAGACUGCAAAGCUUCGACGCAGAAAAGUCUGUGUCGUCAGAACAACAAGAUGAUUCUAUGGUUCAGGCUGCCAAAGAGUUCAAUAUCCUGGCUCUUCCAAAUACCACUAACCAUCCCGUGCAGACGGUAGAUUCUGUUGAAGAAUUGGUCCAAAAGUGUCGCAACCGGGGUUUGGUGGCAUUGAGAGAAAGUCAUUACGAGGAGCUAAAGCUGAAAGUAGAUCAUGUUGCGACUGAGCAGGAGCUUAUCCAAAUGGUUGAGCAGAGGGGUCUGACGGUUCUUCCAACAUCAGACUUCCUGCAGAUGAAGAGCCUUUCCGAAAAACCAUCCCCUGAGUUUAUCACAAUCAAAGCUCAAGACAUGGAUAUGCAGGUUUUGUCUAAUGCUGAGCUCGAAUCUUUGAAACAUCCUUCAGUUGCACAACUGGAGACUCUUGCUCAGGAGAAACAAAUGGUCAUGGUACCCCAAGACGUUUUUGCCGACUUGAAAACCACUGUCGCUCAACCCUCUGAGAAUCACCUCACCCUCAAAGCAGGGGCUUUGGGUAUGUCACUUAUCCCAAUCAAUGAGUACACCAAGCUGACGUCUUUCUUUAAAAAACCAUCCUUGGAGAAAUCUUUAGCUGUGGUACAAUCAGAAGGUUACGAGCCUAUCAAAUCUGAAAAACUGCAGAAGCUCACUGAGAAAGCCAAUCACUCUCCUUCUGUAGAGGAGAUCACUCAAAACUUGAAGCUAAAAGGUAUGCAAGUCAUUUCUUCUGAGGGACUCGCUGAGCUCAAACGAAAGGCUGAGACUCCGUCAAAAGAAGAACUUGUUGCUGCGGCCUCGAGCCUUGGCCUAGGAGUGUGUUCUAAGGCUAUCUCAGAGAUUUUGGUAUCUCCAGCAAAGGCAAUUAUCGAGAAAGCGAAGGAUCAUGGUUUGAUUGCAAUCACUCAAGAAGACUUUGACGCCAUUGUUAACCCGGCUAAAUCCAAGAUUGAGUCUCUCGCAUCAUCUCGUGGAAUGGUGGCCUUGGAAAAAGACACACACGACAAGCUUGUGGAUGCUUCUCUCAACCCCACGAAAGAGCUUAUACUCGAGCACUCCGAAUCUCAUGGGCUUGUUUCGGUUCCCGCAUCUGAUUAUACCCAGCUUGCUGAAACUGUAAAGUCUCCAUCGAAAGAAUUUCUAACCAAGAAAGCCGGAGAGGCUGGAAUGGUGCUUUUGUCAUCCGAUGAGCACGAAAAAAUUAUCAAGCAAUCAGAGGAGCCUUCGGAAGAGACUAUCAAGAGACAAUCCCAAAAGCUCGGAAUUGUUUUGCUUCCUACAGAAGAGCAUGAGUCUUUGGUGAAGAAUUCUUCGACCCCCUCUUUCGAACACAUCAAGCAGGUUGCUCAGAAAGUAGGUCUUGUGGUCGUACCUGAAGGUGAGUACAAAAACCUCGCGGAGACCUCUGCAAGUCCAUCGAAAGAUUUUCUGAUUGAAAGAUUACACUCUCUGGGUCUUGAGGUACUACAAUCGGCAGAACUGGAGAAUCUCAGAUCCCCCGACUUAAGUUUCAUAUCGGAAGCUGCUUCGAAGCAUGGGUAUGUCAACGUUCCGAAGGCUGAGUUUUCGGAGCUGAAUAGGAAGACUUUGUCACCUUCUAAAGAUGAGCUGAACCAACUUGCAAAUUCUCAGGGCUUUGUUGCUUUACCAGCGUUGGAAUACGAUGCUCUGAAAGAGUCUGCUCUUCAUCCGUCUAAAGAAACGGUUGUCAAUUCUUUAGGUGCCCUAGGUCUGGUAGAGAUGACCAAGAAAGAGCAUGAUGCUCUGAAGAGUCAAGUGAAAUCUCCAAGUCUGGAAUUCUUGACCAAUGCUUUGAAGUCUCGUGGUCUGGUCUCUGUGGAAGAGAAGCAGCUGAACAUUUUGAAGGAAAAUAUGGCUUCUCCAGAUGAAGAGUUCCUCAAAUCACAAGCUGCCUCGUUGAAUUUGUCUGUCGUUCCUAUAGCUCAGCUGAAUGCUCUCAAGGAAAAUGUUGACCAUCCUUCGGUAGCGUUUCUGACCGAGCGUGCCUCCGCAAUAGGCUAUUCAGUUCUUCCCAAAGAUCAGUUGGAGGAAUUGAAAGAGACUUCCAGAAAUGCAAUCAACCGCUCGCCAAUGAAAACACCUCCCAAGAGUACGGGAAUUGGCGUAUCGGUACCUACUGCGGUUCCAGUUCCAGUGUUCAACUCGUCUCCACUAUCCAGAAAACGUAACCAGCCUGCUUUUGAAACGGUGGAUGAGUUGAAGAAGAAAUGUGCAGACCAGGGUCUCGUGGUACUGUCCAAGUCGUCCUAUGAAGGCUUGAUAGUAUCCUCCAAGCGUGGAUUGACAUUUGUCGAACUUCGUGAGAAGAUCCAGCAGCAUGGAUACGUUGCUAUUUCCCAGAAAGAUUUUGACUCGAUGAAGUCCCCGAAUGUUGAGUUUUCUUCAGAGUUCUUGAGGAGUCAAGGAUAUGCUGUUAUACCAAAGGAAGAGUACAUGGCCCUCAUAAACGAGCUGAAAUCCCCCACAAUGGACUAUCUCUCCGAGAAAGUUAAGCCAUACAACAGAGUGAUUGUGAAGAAGAGUGAUCACGAUGCUUUGUUGAACGCUUCCACUGAGUUGUCAAACAUUAAAGCAGCCCCUAAGGUUAUUACAAAAGAGGAGAUUUUGGAUGAGGCUUCAAAUCAUGAGUUGAAGGCUUUGCCCCAGUCCGAAUUCAGUGAAUUGAAGGCAAUGAUUGAUUCUCCUUCGCGUGAUUGGGUUGUCAGUCAGGCACAUAAGAUUCAAUUGGUUGCCGUGGAAGAGAAUGAAUAUGCUACACUGAAAGACCUGGUUGAGCAUCCAAGUAUGGAUACAGUGAGAUCUGAAGCGACGCUAAAUGAUUUCAUCGUUAUCAAGAAAGAAGAGUUUGAAAAAAUAGAAGACAAAGCCAGCGAUCUGACCCUUGAACAGUUGAAACCCCUUGCCUUGAAGCUGGAUCAUGUUUGCAUCCAAAGGGAUACUUUUGACUCGAUCAGUGAAGCAUCCAAGCAGCCUUCUAUUGACCUUAUUCGUAAGAGGGCAGACCAAUUGGGACUUGUUUUGCUAACAAAGGAAGAGCAUUCAUCUCUUCUUGGAAGUAUAACGAAUCCAACAUUGAAAUACUUGCAAGAAAAGGCUUUGGGACUCGAUAUGGUUGUGGUUCACAAGGACGCUUAUGAUAAUCUUUUGAAUCCCUCGAAGGAACAAUUAAUAGAGAAGUCACACGAUGCUGGCAUGGUGACAUUGGCUAAUGAAGAAUACCAAGAAUUAACCCAACCGUCGAGAGAGACUCUACAACAUUUGGCAGAAAAGAGUCAGCUGGUGGUUCUGGAUACAACUGAGCAUCAUAAAUUGCUGAAUCCAACGCCAGACUUCUUGACGAGAAAAGCUCACGACUUGGACCUAGUUACUCUGUCUUCUUCUGAGCACAAAGAACUCAGUAAUCCUUCCAAGGAGCGGGUCGUUACUUUUGCGAAGUCUCAUGGUCUCGUAUCUGUUGAAACUUCUGAGUAUGAGAAAUUGAAAUCGCCUUCUAGGGAAGAUAUUGAACAUGAAGCAAAGUCAAUGGGCUUGAUUGCUAUAGAGUUAUCUGAAUACGAGCAGUUAUUCAAGCCUUCUGCUGAAACUAUCAGGUCUCUUGCACCAAAGUUCGGCAUAGUACCACUCAGCGCUUCAGAGCACGAAGGCCUCCUUAAUGAUAUUUCAUUCCCAUCAAAGGAAUACGUUAUUUCCAAGGCAGACAGUCACGAAAUGGUGGCAUUGGACAAAGAUGAGCUCGAGUCAUUGAAGCGCAAGAUAUCUAACCCCUCGUUGGAGUUCCUUGUGACAGCUUGUGAUGAGAUGGGUUUGGUGGUUCUAAACAGCGCGGACCAUUCUAAAAUGUUGACUGACCUGCAACAUCCGUCUAAGGAGUUGAUUACCUCUGAGGCCCCAGUGCAUGGCCUUCGUGUGGUGGAAGCUGAAGAGCUUCAAAGACUUCAGAGGAUCGAGAUCGAAAGCUCUAAAAAUAUUUCACCAGCCGUUUUGGACGAGGAGAGUCUUCGAAAGCUAGCUGGCAAGUUAGACCUAGCCUUGAUUACUGAAGUCGAGUAUUCAGACCUUCUGAAGAGAAAAGCAGUUGAGACCAAGGAAGACCUUGAAGUUGAAGCUAAAAGACUUGGCUUCGAUCUGGUUCCAGAAUUGAAUACUCAGAGCUUCCCUCCAUCACCUGUGAAAUCUUUCUAUACCGUUGCUUCAGAAGAGUUCCAUGAUGCGGUUGAUCACUUUGAUUUGUCAGAACAGCCUUCCAGGAACUCUGUUUAUGUUGAUGCCGUUAGCACUCAAGAAACAGACGUUAGGUCUGCACUGACCAAGGAGGACAUAAACGAAGAUUGGUUGCGGGCAAGAGCUCUCUCGUUUGGAUACAGACUAGCUCCUCUUGAUGAAGAACUGUCAGGUGAUGAGACUUCAAUUGAAGAUAUGACGGCUCAAAGAGUGACGGUUACGUCAGGCAGAUUAUCUGGUGAACUCAGAAGUCCUUCUAUUGAGGAGAUCAAGAGGUUUGCAAAUGAAGCGGGUUAUGAUGUUUUGAGUAGGCCAGAGGUGGACCGUUUGAAAGCAUUGAAAGAGCACAACGAUAUAGUGGAUAUAAAAUUGUUGGAACAUUCAGCAGCGAAUCUGGGCUGUGUGAUUAUCAACAAAGAUGAGUUAUCUAUGCUCAAGUCAAAAUCGGCUGCAAAUUCAUCUGAUGACUCCAAAGCCAACUUGGAGCUCCUGGCAUCAAAGCUUGGAUUAGUCGUCACCACGCCUGCUGCCCUUGACAAGUUGAAGAGCAGAAAUGUGACGACGCAAGACCUUGCGGCAAAAGCAGCUGAACUGAACUUGAAGUUGGUGAGUGCGGAUGAGAUUGCCAUCACGGAAUCAAGUAUGAGAACUUUUGCGGUAUCCAAAGGUUUCUUGUUAAUCCCUAAAUCAGCCUAUAUCGCCACCACUGUUGCCAAAGAACCGGAUGUUGAUAAGGUUGUUGCUGUUCCAGCGACGUAUUACAACAAACUGGUGAGGAGUCAUACGUGGUACAAGAACUCUAGUGGCAAGGGUGAUGAAAUCUCACCCCAGUCGCCUGAAAAACCGGUUGGGGUAUCUCUACACAACAGAGGUAUUUCCAAUGCUGGUGAUUCUAUCAUUGAGCCGCCAAAAUCUCUGGACCGUCUACUGCAGAGCACCUCGGCCAACUCUAUACAUUCUCAGAUCUCCAUUGGUACUGAGAUCUCUUUCACUGAUAAAGUCAUGGUAUCUGCGAUUACUCAAACCAUGAUUGGCGAGUAUCUCUACAAGUACUAUCGUCGUUUGGGCCCUCUCAGCUCGAUAUCAGAGAACAGACACGAAAGAUAUUUCUGGGUCCAUCCAUAUAGUAUGACACUAUACUGGUCUACUGUGAAUCCUGUUCUUGGAAACCCAUCGGACAACAAGAUCAGAGCUGCUGCCAUUCUGGGAGUUGAGAGCGUUGAUGAUAACAACCCAUUGCCUGUUGGCCUCUACCAUAAGAGCAUUCUCAUUCAUUGUUCGGAACGCACCAUCAGGGUCACAUGUCCAACCAGACAAAGGCACAACAUCUGGUAUAACUCCCUCCGCUACUUGAUACACAAAAGCGUGGAUGGUGCUGAUGACAAAGACGAAGACCAGUACGACUUGUCGUAUCAACUGGACCAAAAGACGGAAAUCGAGCGUUCCAUGACUUUCCGCCAUUCACAGCCAAGAAAGAGUGUUCUCGGCUACCGCACAUCUUCCAAUCCAAUACCAAGAAGUGUGACCAAUCAAUCGAUUCUCAGCAGCAUGAUGUCGAACACCAAAUAA
Kuraishia capsulata CBS 1993 is the source of this 7293-nucleotide messenger RNA. RefSeq lists its product as uncharacterized. Gene Ontology annotation, molecular function: tubulin binding; phospholipid binding. Gene Ontology annotation, biological process: dynein-driven meiotic oscillatory nuclear movement; microtubule cytoskeleton organization; maintenance of protein location in cell cortex. The transcript has a single exon. Gene Ontology annotation, cellular component: cell cortex; mitochondrion. The record is from RefSeq and is a predicted model, not a curated record. NCBI's taxonomy places the organism in Eukaryota, Fungi, Ascomycota, Pichiomycetes, Pichiales, Pichiaceae. Bases 1 to 7293 code for a protein of 2430 amino acids.